AUGCACGGGAUUGGGACGCAGUUUGGGACGCAGUUUGGGACGCAGUUUGGGACGCAGAUUGAGACGCAGAUUGGGACGCAGUUUGGGACGCAGAUUGGGACGCAGUUUGGGACGCAGAUUGGGACGCAGUUUGGGACGCAGAUUGGGACGCAGAUUGGGACGCAGUUUGGGACGCAGAUUGGGACGCAGUUUGGGACGCAGUUUGGGACGCAGAUUGGGACGCAGUUUGGGACGCAGUUUGGGACGCAGAUUGGGACGCAGUUUGGGACGCAGAUUGGGACGCAGUUUGGGACGCAGAUUGGGACAACAUAUUCCGCUGCUCCAGGAGCCCAAAUCACCAGUGGAUCCACUUCUGAAAAUCUUCCCAAUAUUACAAGACACAAGAACCCCAACACGUAG
Sardina pilchardus (European sardine) is the source of this 399-nucleotide messenger RNA. RefSeq lists its product as uncharacterized. Lineage: Eukaryota; Metazoa; Chordata; Actinopteri; Clupeiformes; Clupeidae. The coding region runs from base 1 to 399 and encodes 132 amino acids. The record is from RefSeq and is a predicted model, not a curated record. The transcript is spliced from 3 exons.